Molecule: messenger RNA, 539 nt
Organism: Hevea brasiliensis (rubber tree)
Lineage: Eukaryota; Viridiplantae; Streptophyta; Magnoliopsida; Malpighiales; Euphorbiaceae
Exons: 2
Coding region: 53-388 (111 amino acids)
Source: RefSeq, a predicted model, not a curated record
UUUUCCUUAUGAACUUUUCCAUAAGACCCACACUAGGAAAGGCACCUCCGAUAUGGUUGAUUCACGAGCGCAAUCAAUUAAGGAUGCAUUUUUGGCGCUUAAGGAGCAGUCGUCUCAACCACAAGAGGGGUGCAAUGACCCUCCUAUUGUAGAUGAGGUCGCACUAUAUUAUCAAGUUGUGGGGGGGAGAAGAAGAACAGGGUUUAUGGCAUUGGAUCUCAAGCAUCAAUUUUUUACCCUAGCUCAUCACAUGGAUCAUCUUCUACUGCAUCCUAUUGUGCUCAGUCAGAGGCAAUGGAGGAAGAGAUUCAACAAUUACAUUAGACUGUUGCAAUGCUCAAGGAUAGUUUGGUUGCAAUGGAGGAGAGAGAUCGACAACGCGAGUUGAUGCUAGAGGAGAGAUAUAGACAACGUGAGCAGACACUGGAGGAGCGCAUGCAACAAAUGAUACAAAACAUGAUGGCACAAAUGAUGCAGGGUACGCAGUUUACAGCCCCAACUCCACAUGCGACUCAUCAAGAUGAUGGUAGAGAGGCUGA